UUUAAAUAUGUGGUUUGAAGUGACGUCAUACACAUUUGGGAACGUCAACAAAAAUGUCUAACUGUGAAAAACAAUGUAUUUAUGGAAAGCAUUAGCGAUAGUUAUCAUUGAAGUUGUAUUGUAUACAGAGGGGUCUACGCGUACGGAUUUAUUUAGGAAUGUACUAGAUGAUUUGGAAUCAAGCAACGGUCAAAUAAUUGGACGAAUUAAGGAUCCCUUCGGACAUUUGGGUGAACCGCCAGGCAGCAUUGAGGAAAAAGAUGAUGUUACUAGACAUCCGGGAAACUGGAUACGGGCUGAUACUGAAAACAGACAAAAGGAAAAGCUAAAUCCAAAUAAAGUUUAUGAAGAUCACCAUCGAAAAAGGUUGGAAUUAAUAAAUUCACUUAAAGAAAAGAUCAAGCUACGUGAGGAGAAAUGGAAAUCUGAACACAGAUACAGGAAAGAUAAGGGCCUUUCGGCAGACAAAAUGAAUACAACCAGUUCUACUCCUGAGAAACCAUCCAACUUGAGACGUUUUCUAUACGAUCAUAGUCUUUGGCUUGGAAUGGCAGUAGGGUCUACUAUUUCUGUAGCAGCAGUGGUAUUAAGUUUAAUCACUUACAAUUAUAUUCAGAAGAACCGAAGACGAAACUAUUGUGUAGACCUGAACAACUUGAGCCUGUGUACUCUAGGGAAUGGGUAUCAAAAGAAAGAACCAGUAUAUGUACGUUUGUCUCAACUCCAUAAUACGAGAUCUAAGAAACCCGGGGAGUAUAUAGUUAGUGUAAUGGACCAGUCAAACAAUUUUUCGGUAUGCUCCCGAGAGUCUAGCUCGGAAGAGGAAAUUUUUGAUAUAUCUGAUAUAGAACGUAUGCAACCUCUAAAGAAAAGUGUAUCUAAAAUCAGUAUGACUUCAACACCUGUAAAGAUGACGCCUGCGCAGCACAUUGAAAAUUUAAGAACUCCAGAAAAAGCCAGAAAUAAUUCUCAUAUUGAUUCACCUGAAGCCUCGCCGAUCAUCACUGAUCAAGAAGAUGAAGACGGGGACUGAUUUGGCAAACAAUUAUUGUUUAUUCUGUUUACUUGCUAUAUAUUAUGUAAACUUGUUAUAAUCGUAAUAAAUUGAUGUUAAAAGUU
Messenger RNA from Mytilus trossulus (common blue mussel), 1119 nucleotides. RefSeq lists its product as uncharacterized. Bases 74 to 1033 code for a protein of 319 amino acids. The transcript has 6 exons. The record is from RefSeq and is a predicted model, not a curated record. NCBI's taxonomy places the organism in Eukaryota, Metazoa, Mollusca, Bivalvia, Mytilida, Mytilidae.